This is a messenger RNA of Rotaria sp. Silwood2, 1605 nucleotides long. NCBI's taxonomy places the organism in Eukaryota, Metazoa, Rotifera, Eurotatoria, Philodinida, Philodinidae. The record is from the annotation of a GenBank genome assembly.
GAUUGUUAUUAGAUAAUAAAUCCUGCACAGCAUAGUUAGGUGGCAACUGGUGACAUUUCUUCGAAUUGACUCUAGCGAGCUAUUGUCUUGAACUAUAGCACAUCAAACAAUCGUUACUAAUGUAAUAUGAACUAAACUGUACCUUACUCUCUGCAGCAGUGACUUGAUUAUGAACACGUUUUUAAUGCUUUUGUACUCGAGUAAAGCUCUUCUUGGAAAAAGAAAUUUUAUUUUGUGAUGUUCUCUAACACUACCAUUUUUAUAUCAUUUUUUAUCGGUACCGGCAAAACCUAUUGGUCAGGUGUUACUGUUUUCCAAAUGUUAAUGUUUUCAUGUUCAUCAUUAUGUGUAUUAAUCACAGCUUGUACUCCUACAGCAAUUGAUAAUCUUCUAUUAUCAAUUAAUUAUUUGAAAAAUCUAUUUUCUUCAUCACCACAAUUUCCUCAAUGGUAUCAAUUAGCUUAAGAAUUAGCUGUAUUAAAAAUAGAAUCAAAUAAUUAUCGUAAUAUUUCAUCUUCAUAUGGUAAACGUCAUCUAGUUGUUGGUUCAACAGUAUGGACAUUACAAAAACUUGAUCGUUCAAUUGUUUUUGAUGUUAUAUUUAUUGAUGAAGCAACACAAUUAUUAACUAGUCAUGCUGUAUUAGCUAUUAAUCGUUUAGCUGAUCAUCAAGAAUCACGAAUGAUUGUUGCAGGUGAUUCAUUACAAUUACCAUCUGUUAAACGUUGUACUUAUCCACCUUUACCUCAUCCUGUACCUGAUUUAUUUUCAUCGGUUUUUCAUUGUUUAUUGCAUGAUGAAAAUAAUUUUCCAAUAUCAUUACAUACUGAAAACUAUUCGAACAAAUCUCACAUUGUCCAUAUUUAUCUAUUUUUAAAGAAAAUCAUCGUAAGUAUGAAUGAUCAAUUAUCGGAUUUUACUCGUCUUUUAUACGGUGAAAAUUAUCGUCAUGGUCGUUCAAGACCUGCAUUGUCUAUUAGUGCUAUUAGGGAUUCAAAUACAUAUCUUCUUGGUUCACUUCUUGUUGAUUCAUCAUCAUUUUCAACUCGCAGUGAAGAUCUUGAUCUUGAAUCACACCUAGUUCAUUCUCUUAUUAAUGAACUUGUUUUACGUAUAUCACUUUCAUCAAUAUUUAUUAUAAUGCCGCAUCGAAUACAACGUUCUGCUAUUCAACAAAAACUUAAGAAUAAUCUAUUUUCAAAUGUUCAAAUAACAUGUGAUGCAGUCGAAAGAAUGCAAGGCAAAGAAGCUCAAUGUGUUAUACUUUGUAUGUUAUAUAGACAAGGUAAAACACUUGAAAAUGAAUUAGAUUUUAUUUAUAAUCGACAAAGGAUUAAUGUUAGUAUAACACGUGUACAGCAAUUAUUUAUUCUUAUAAAAUCUCAGUUAUUAUUUAAUCAGCCGCCAUUAGAAUUAUUUGUUAAUGGUAAUGCAAGAAAUGCUUAUACUUUAUUAUGUAAUUAUAUUAAUAAAUCUAUUAUACAAUUAUUAGAUAAACAUGUUGUUACUAAACGAAAAGUUGUUUUUUCUUUAAUUGUUAAAUAUAUUGGGUCUACCAUUGAUAAAGAUGAAAUUACUAAUGAAUCAAGAUUAGGUAAUUUAUAA